AUGGGCUCUCUUCCUCUCACCAGCAUUACAGUGCCACCAGGACAAGGCCAGACGCACACUCACACAGUCGUGUUCCUGCAUGGCCGUGGAGAUAACGCUGCCAACUUCAGCAGCUCGCUACAAUACUCGCGCGACUCCCAAGGCCGCACCCUCGCCGACGCUUUCCCUUCUUUUCGAUGGGUAUUUCCUCAAGCACCUCAAAGAAAAUGCGCCAGUUCACCCGACGUAUGGAACCAGUGGUUCGAUGUCUGGAACGUGAGGAACUUGGCGGAAAAUGAAGACCUCCAGGCAGAAGGGCUCAAGGAAGUCGUGCCUAAAAUUCGCGACAUUCUGGCUAAGGAAGCAAACGACUUAAACGGGAGGUGGGACAAGGUCAUUCUGAUGGGCAUCAGCAUGGGCUCUGCGACAAGCGUGCACACAUUGUUCAACCUCGACAUCCCGACCCCAGACAAAAAAUUGGGCGCCUUUAUUGGCUUCAGCGGUCGUUGUCCAUUUGCAGGGCGAUCACUUGAUGAGAUGCGAAAGACGCUUCAACUCGAUUCCUCCCCGACGCACAGCGACGUUCUCAAGAAUACGCCUAUGCUUCUGGAACAUUGCGUCGAUGAUCCGUUGGUAUUGGUGGAUUGGGGUAGGAGGCAGUGCGAGAUUCUUAAAGGUCUUGGAGCGAAUGUGGCAUGGAGGGAGUAUGGGAGCGGAGGACACUGGUUCAAGUCACCUGAGGGCAUGGAUGAUGCGAUAGAAUUUCUGAAGGCUGUUCUUUAG
Molecule: messenger RNA, 762 nt
Organism: Fusarium tjaetaba
Lineage: Eukaryota; Fungi; Ascomycota; Sordariomycetes; Hypocreales; Nectriaceae
Product: lysophospholipase
Exons: 1
Coding region: 1-762 (253 amino acids)
Biological process (GO): protein depalmitoylation
Cellular component (GO): cytoplasm
Molecular function (GO): carboxylic ester hydrolase activity; palmitoyl-(protein) hydrolase activity
Source: RefSeq, a predicted model, not a curated record